This is a messenger RNA of Trichomonas vaginalis G3, 1431 nucleotides long. RefSeq names its product ABC transporter B family. Lineage: Eukaryota; Parabasalia; Trichomonadida; Trichomonadidae. Gene Ontology annotation, molecular function: ATP hydrolysis activity; ABC-type transporter activity; ATP binding. Gene Ontology annotation, biological process: transmembrane transport. The transcript has a single exon. The record is from RefSeq and is a predicted model, not a curated record. Gene Ontology annotation, cellular component: membrane. The coding region runs from base 1 to 1431 and encodes 476 amino acids.
AUGUCAUUAGAUAUGGAUUAUUUCGAUACUCAUCAGUCAGGCUCAUUACUUGAUAGAAUUACUACAGAUUGUGUAUUGAUUUAUUCGAUUUACAUGGAAAAAUUCUGUUAUAUGAUGGCAGAUUGCGUACAAGGCCUUGCUGGCAUUAUUCUUUCAUUCAUUUACUCAUGGAGAGUCUCCUUGGUCGUUUUCAUCGCGCUUCCUCUUUGUAUUGUUUCAUUUUAUAUUUGUGAGCAUUUAAUUGGCAAAUUAUGGGACGAUUACAACAAGGCGACCAACAGUGCAGGUACAAAAGCAGAAGAAGUCAUCAACGCGUUCAGAACUGUCAAAUCUUUCGAUAAUGAAUUGAAAGAAGCCGAAACCUAUCGUUUAUCACUUUCCAAGGUCCUUGAAGUUGUUAAGAAGACAUCGUUGAUUACAGGUGUUAAAGACGGCAUCUUAAACCUGAUAAUUAAUUUUAUGACAGCCGCAUUCAUGUAUUCCAGUGUUUGGAUCAUCAAAAACAAGCCGCAAUGGAACAUGGAAACAGGUGAUAUCAUGGUCUUGGUCACUUCUUUGAUCUAUUCCGCUAUGGCCGUAUUUCAAGCUUUAAUUUUGCUUGAAGACUUCCGAAAAGCGAACGUAGCGUCCCAAAAGAUCCUGGAAAUACUUGAAUUACCAAUCAAAUCCGACCAGAAGAAGGGAGAAAGUCCAGAUUUAACAGUAUCAGGAAAAAUUGAGUUCAAAGACGUUUCAUUCAAGUAUUCUACAAAGGAUUCAUAUGCUGUAAAGAACCUUUCCUUCACAGUUAACCCAGGAGAAACAGUUGCUUUCGUUGGAGAAAGUGGUUGUGGCAAAUCAACAACAUUACAACUGUUACAAAGGUUUUAUGAAAUAGAGAGUGGCCAAAUUUUAGUUGAUGACCAUGACAUUUCCAAAUGGUCACCGUAUUAUUUGAGGACACAAAUCUCUAUUGUUCCACAAACUCCUGUUUUGUUUUCCAUGUCAAUUAAAGAUAACAUUAAAUACGCAAGACCGAAAGCGACAUCAAAAGAAAUCUCUGAUGCAGCACAGAUAGGAAAUGCUCAUUCUUUCAUCAUGAGUCUUCCAGAAAACUACGAAACAAUUGUACAACAGACAUCAUUGAGUGGAGGACAGAAACAAAGAAUUUGCAUAGCUAGAGCUGUUAUUCAGAACGCGCCAAUUUUGUUGUUGGAUAAAGCAACUGCAGCUUUGGAUACAGAAAGUGAAAGAUUGGUGCAGGAAAGUCUGGAAACAAUAAGAAAAGGAAAGACAGCAAUCAUUGUCGCACAUAGAUUGGCAACAGUGAUAAACGCUGAUAAAAUUUUCGUGUUUAAGGAUGGUCACAUUGUAGAAGUGGGAAAACACGACGAAUUACUGGCAAAAGGUGGUUACUACUUUGAACUCAUCAAAUUCCAGUUACAACAGUAA